ACACCUAUUCUACUGCUUCAAAGGAUCCAACCCGAAAUUCUGGGGAAAUAAAGACUUUAUCAGAUCAUCUCGCAGACGUGAUAACGCCACCCGAGAUUGACUUCGCGGGGUUACUCGGCUGCCGACCAGAGACCCCCCCGGCAGAAGCACUUCUUCCCCACAGGACGGGCGUUGCCUCGGCUUGGAGCUUUGCGUACCCUCAAUUACACAAUGUCUGGACCUGGUGUUGGCUUCGAGUACCCUCCCCAGCCCGUUGCGUGGCUGAAGCGCGAUGUGCUGCUCUUUGCAAACUCCAUCGGCGUGACUGCCGACGAGCUUCACUACCUCUAUGAACUCCACCCCAACUUUGCCGUCUUCCCUACCUACCCUACCGUCCUGCCAUUCAAAGGCGACUCACAAGAAGUCAUCGACUUCUACGCCUCCCAGAAAAAGACCAAGAUCCCCGGCGUCCCCGACUUCGACUCGCGCCGCGUCGUCGACGGCCAGCGCAAGAUCGAGUUCCUCAAGCCCCUGCCCGUCACGUCCGCCGGCCGCAAGUUCGAGCUCCGCCAAAAGGUCCUCGGCGUCUACGACAAGGGCCGCCCGGGCUCCGUCGUCGACAGCCAGCUCGAGCUCGUCGACGCCGACACCAACGAGGUCUACACGCGCCUCCUGGCCAGCUCCUUUUUCGUCGCGCAGGGCAACUGGGGCGGGCCCAAGGGUCCCGCGACCGAGAGCUUUCCCCCGCCCAAGGACAAGAACCCGGACUGGGUGCUGGAGCACCACAUCUCCAAGGAGGCGGCGCACCUGUACCGCCUCAACGGCGACUACAACCCGCUGCACGCGACGCCCGAGCCCGGCGUCAAGAUGGGCUUCCCCGGUGCCAUCAUGCACGGCCUUUAUUCGUGGAACGCCACUGCUCAUGCCAUCCUCAAGGCCGUGGCCGGUAGCGACCCGACCCUUAUGAAGGAGUACCAGGCCCGGUUUGCCAGCCCCGUGAUGCCCGGCGACAAGCUCAUCAUCAAGGUCUGGAGGACGGGCGAGAAGAAGGGCGACUUUGAGGAGAUUCGGUUUGUUGUUGCCGUCGAGAACGGAAAGGUGUGCUUGAGCAACGGCCGGGCUCUGGUCAAGGUUCUGGGAAACGUUGUGGGGGACAUCAAGGGAAAGCUGUAGAUGUAUGAUAUUGUGCCAUUUGAUGAUG
Trichoderma citrinoviride is the source of this 1180-nucleotide messenger RNA. RefSeq names its product Thioesterase/thiol ester dehydrase-isomerase. Lineage: Eukaryota; Fungi; Ascomycota; Sordariomycetes; Hypocreales; Hypocreaceae. The transcript has 5 exons. The record is from RefSeq and is a predicted model, not a curated record. Gene Ontology annotation, cellular component: peroxisome. The coding region runs from base 211 to 1152 and encodes 313 amino acids.